Messenger RNA from Telopea speciosissima, 901 nucleotides. Its product is annotated as expansin-A13-like. Gene Ontology annotation, biological process: plant-type cell wall organization. The record is from RefSeq and is a predicted model, not a curated record. NCBI's taxonomy places the organism in Eukaryota, Viridiplantae, Streptophyta, Magnoliopsida, Proteales, Proteaceae. The transcript has 2 exons. Gene Ontology annotation, cellular component: extracellular region. The coding region runs from base 82 to 888 and encodes 268 amino acids.
CUCUCUCUCUCUCUCUGUGUUUUGCCUCCCACUUCAAAACCCCAAAUUCCCACAGAUCGAUUACGCAGAGAAACCCCAAAAAUGCCGUUAAGAAUCAUACACGCCCUAACAAUGCUAUACUUUGCUACCUCAACCAUCCUUGCCCACUUCUCUUCUUCCUCUUCUUCUUCUUCUUCUUCCUCAUCAUCAUCACCAGCGAUGUCGGAAUGGAGAUCAGCACGAGCAACCUACUACGCAGCUCUGGAUCCUCGGGACACGGUGGGGGGUGCGUGUGGAUACGGCGAUCUGGUGAAGAGAGGUUAUGGCCAGGCCACAGUAGGUCUAAGCAGCGUUCUAUUCGAAAAGGGUCAGAUCUGCGGUGCCUGUUUUGAACUCAGAUGUGUUGAUGAUCUCAAGUAUUGUAUCCCUGGAACCUCCAUCAUCGUCACCGCUACUAACUUCUGUGCUCCCAACUAUGGCCUUACGGCCGAUGCCGGUGGCCGCUGCAACCCUCCGAAUCGACAUUUUGUGCUUCCAAUUGAAGCUUUUGAGAAGAUCGCCAUUUGGAAAGCAUCCAACAUGCCCGUUCAGUAUCGCAGGAUCAAAUGCAGAAAGGAAGGUGGAAUUCGUUUUACAAUUGAUGGCUCUGGUUAUUUCUACUCGGUCUUGAUCAGCAAUGUUGCGGGCACUGGAGAUGUAGUGGCUGUGAAGUUUAAGGGAUCAAACACAGGGUGGCUGCAGAUGGGCAGGAAUUGGGGCCAAAACUGGCACAUAAAUGCUGAUCUAAAGAAUCAACCCCUCUCAUUUGAGGUCACCGCAAGUGAUGGAGCAACAGUUACAUCUUACAAUGUUGCACCUAAGGACUGGAAUUUUGGGCAGACCUUUGAAGGGAAACAAUUCAAACCAUAGGAACACUUGAACA